CUGACACAUGGAAUGCAAGACUGGUGGUGAAGGAAGUCGCAAACGUCAUCAGGCCCAAAUGUCAGCGAUCUGGAUAAAUGAUUCGUAAAACAUAGUUUUAAGUUUAUUAAGUUACCCCGAUGAACAAAAUGAAAUUACUUGUUAACAAAAGAACGGAAAUUGCAUCUCUCGUCAAGUAACGGGUGGAAGUAACCUGCAUUUUUCGAACGGUGACUGGCACCAUGAGCAAGGAACAUUUAUCUGGUGGUUCCAUGUUGUGCAGACAACGAUUCAAGGGUGUCGAGAACUUUCUAAGAAGAAUUGCAUUUAACUUAGGCAAUACACCGUCACAAACCGAGGUUAAAAUUAUAUCCUGUAUACCUAUUGACGUCACAGAUUUGCAACAAAAAAUACUGCAUUUAGAGAAACAAUUGGAUGGCGGUCACAGUCCACCAGCAUCAGAUUCGCUGAAAGAUAGCAAAUCUCUGAAAUUUAACAAACCUAACUCGAGCAGGCGGACCACUGUAAACGCAGCGAUUGUAGAUUCCAAAUUCCCCGAAGUAUCCACUGCAGCGGUAUCCUGCAAGUCGCUCGACUGCGAUCGAAGCACGAGCCCGACAUGUUUGCAGAAAAGAGGGAAAUCGAACGUUUCGUUUAUUUUUCCGAAUGUAGACCACCGUGCUUUAUGCGACCAGCCAUUUUCCUGUGGCAACUCUGAAUUAUCCCAGGAUGCUGAAGAGGUGAUAAAAGCUAACUUCCAAAGUUACGAAGCCGCUCACAAGAUGGUUGAACAAAAGCCAAGCUGUCAUAAAAAAACCUUCUUCAAAAAGAAAAAAAAGACGAUCAAAUAUAAAAAAGGGACCACGCCAUUUGUGUACUACGCACAAACAAACAACAGCUCUCCGUUCACGAAGUCUGACCAAACAGAGGAUCCGCUGAAAUGCGAAAAUGAACUUAUGAGUCGGUCAUAUUUGGCUCAAAUGAUUAACAAGCAAUAUAAACCUAAAAUUAUAGGAGAUAACUUAUCUACCUUAAGCCAGUUUUCGUCCCCUGUCUGCAGAGACGUCCAGCCGCAUGUUGAGGGACCUUGUCGAUGUGAGUCCGACAUAUGCUCAUGUUGUUAUGGCCCUUUCCACAAUAUUGACAAUCACAUGAAUAGACUGAUUAAUCCUCAGACUUACAUGCUUAAUGAGAUCAACUUGGCUAACAUGUAUUAUGAUACCAAACAAUACGACAUGAUACCGGUGAAAGAAAAGCCAGUAAAAUUGAAUACGGAGACGGCUCGAAAAAAAGAACAGAGACCAUAUUUCGAUGUAAAAUGUUGGCCGGAGAGUAUCCGCUCUAAGUACUACCAGUCAUUGUAUCCUAUUCCAGCAAUCAAUGAGUACAUGCCACCACCUCCGGCCGAUUAUGUUUUCAAAGAUAAAUUCGACAUGCAUGGGAAAAAAGUCCUCACAAAAAUUAAUCGUACAGAACCGAUCGUAAGAGUGGUAAAACGAAGGAAGGAAAUUUACAAAAGAGAGCGGCCGCAGUCUAUCGAGACGUCAAAAAGUUGUUCUGUAGAUUUUGGAAAUAUUUAUUCUAAAAAAAAUUGCAAGAAGCCCAAAAAACAGGAGGUUCGGCAAACCGUUCUACCCACUAAAAAGAACGCUGAAUGUUUAACUACCAACAUAGUAACUAAAAUUUGUAAUACUACCGAAUGCCAGACAGCCAUGAACAUCCCUGAAACUAACCCAGCUGAUGCUAAAACUGAACAAACAUUAAAUCAGAUCAAAGUUAUUCUUCAAUCAGUACUAGCAGAAGUUAAAGUGACCCAAACAAAAAAUCAAGUUGUUCGAGAUAAACCAAAGAAAGACGCCGUCGUCCAAAAAGGACAAUCUCAUAACAACAUGCAAGGAUCUAGUUUCAUGAAUAGUGUCAAUUAUAGUCCUUAUAGCACCAUGCACCCGUCUGCCUAUAUGGCGACGUGCUCGCGACACUUGAACCCCAGUCAACUGGCAGGAAUCAUGCCUAAUCAGUUCUACUACUCGCAUGAGGGAAUGAAAUGUUUCCACAACUUUCCACUCUUUAUACCACCUCCAGGAGGGAGAACCAUGUAUACCAACUGCUAUCGCAACAGCUCUAACAUCAAAUCUGGUUAUAUGAAGCAAGCGGCAACGAUUGCCACCAAUACCGAAGAAGUCCAAGAAGAGCGUGCCAAGGAAACAGAGAAACUAAUAAAAGAGAUAUACAAAUCCAUGGCCUUAACUAUGGACGUGCCGAAUAAAGAGUCCUCACUCAGCGAAUAUGAUGAAAUAAUAAAACCAAUAAUUUUAAAAACAGAGGCAAAAAAGCAGCAACCUAAAAAAAUUAAGAAUGUUGUACAAGCUGUAUCUGAAUUAUUUAUAAAGAAAGAUAUGAUAGACACGUCGGACACCCUCAACACUACGGUCGAAAGUAAAGUACUGUCUAAUGAAGUGACUACACAAUCUCAAAUCGUGACAACUACUGAUACCUCUGAGAGGAUGCGAGACGAUAGCUACGACAACUAUAUACCCACUACCAACACACAGCCUACGGACCCUGAACUACAGAGGAAAGUAGUUCAUGAAACGUUAGUGCAGCACAGUGAUACUAUCGAGACGGAGACAUCCAGCACAGACUAUGAUAUAGAGUCGACCACUCAAGUUAACGCCCUAGCACCUAUACAAAAAAAAGAAAAGCAAGGUUUAUUUAGCAAGAUGUUAAAAUCUGUAAAGCUCUUUAAGGUAAAAGAGAAACCGAAGCAGAUGAGUGAAAGAACAGAGAGCGAAGUAGAAUCUACCAGUGAUUCGGAUGAUUACCAGACGGUAUAUAGUCAGAAAAUUGAGAAGAGCGUUAAAAAUCCGAGUCGGCCACAUAACAUGCCAAAGCGUAAGACCCAUUCGAAGAUAUCUUACAAACAAAUAUAUCAAAGAGACAGAAGUCCUGAGAAGAAGAGGUCGCCCUACAUGGAGCAGGAGUACCGGAGGUACUGGGACGAGAGGCUGAUGUUCCAGGACAACAGGGCGCGCCGCUCCUCCGAGCGGAUGUACUCCGACCUGACGAAAGCCCAUCAUGCUCACUACCACACUUACGAAGCCAGAAGUGCUCUUAUUGAACCAAAGUCGAUGAAUCCGAAACAUGAGCAAAAAUCAAACAGAGUAGUGAAUAGUGACAAUAAACUGAAGGCGGCGUCCAAGGGAAUGCCGUGGCUGCGGAAAAACAAGACGGGCAUCCAUUGCGGGUGCGGCGAGCAGUGGAAGAUGUUACUCAAAGAUUAAAUUACUUCUUGUGUUGUUUUGUGCUAAUGUGAUACGUCCGUAUAAUAUGUUAUUUUGUCAAAAAUGUGUAAUAAAAAUUUCAGUCUCAA
Spodoptera frugiperda (fall armyworm) is the source of this 3349-nucleotide messenger RNA. RefSeq lists its product as uncharacterized. The record is from RefSeq and is a predicted model, not a curated record. Lineage: Eukaryota; Metazoa; Arthropoda; Insecta; Lepidoptera; Noctuidae. Bases 222 to 3260 code for a protein of 1012 amino acids. The transcript has 4 exons.